Messenger RNA from Notolabrus celidotus (New Zealand spotty), 4339 nucleotides. It is a transcript of the gene kmt5ab, whose product is annotated as lysine methyltransferase 5Ab. The coding region runs from base 2971 to 3990 and encodes 339 amino acids. The record is from RefSeq and is a predicted model, not a curated record. Gene Ontology annotation, molecular function: histone H4K20 methyltransferase activity; protein binding. NCBI's taxonomy places the organism in Eukaryota, Metazoa, Chordata, Actinopteri, Labriformes, Labridae. The transcript is spliced from 9 exons.
GAAGAGCACAAACAUGAGCGCACUCUGAUGGACAUGAAGAAGUCAAGGGAAGUCAAAUUUGCUUUGUACCCCGCAUGGAUUACGCUAUAUUGGACAGUUGAUGUAUAUUGCAAGUGCUACACUCCUUAAAUAUACAUGUAUUGUUGUUUAGACUAAACGUGAUCUAGCUUUUUGUUUGCCUGUGUUUAUAAAAUGUCACGGCUGGUUCCGUUCAUCAGCUGUUUGUACAGUGUGUCCAUACGAGUCUUAUGGAGAAGUUCCCCCAGAAUCCCUCCACUGCCCCGGCUGACGCGUGUAUUUGUAGCCGGUAAGAAGGACCUGAUAGACUUUCCUGUCCUGAAUGAAGACGAGCUUGAAGAGCAGUUUGUGAGAGGAUCUGGACCUGGAGGACAGGCUACGAACAAAACCAGCAACUGUGUGGUCCUCAAGCAUACCCCCAGUGGGAUCGUUGUGAAGUGCCAUCAGACCAGAUCUGUGGAUACAAACAGAAAGCGUGCCCGGGACAUCAUGAGAGAGAAACUUGAUAUUCUAUAUAAAGGAGAACUCAGUGAAGUUCUGGUAAAGAAGAAAGUGGCUGAACUGAGGAAACAGGACAAGAGGAGGAAGGUCAAUGAGAAUCUGGAGAGAAAAAGGCAAUUUAAAGGAACACUGGCUGCAGCCUCUGAACCUGGAAAUGAAACAGUUUGAAAUGUUCAAAAUGAAGGCACGAUGACUAGACUGAAACUUUUCUUGAUGCCUGCAAAGACAGAAAAACAAAUCUUGGAAAGUCCAUCAAAAGGGAUCAAAAGGAAUCAGAAUUAAUUUGUAAAACAUAUGUUGUGAAAAGACGAAAUACAAAUUUUCACCACAUUAUAUUAGACAAAGCAGGAGAUUUAGAAAAUAAAAAAUGAUGAAAAGGUGAUAUAUUGAGCAUUUUUCUAUUCCUUAUGAUGUGCUUUUACAAAAAAAUUAUUUGGUCAAUCGUUUGGGUCAAUGUCGAGGUUGGGGUCAGAGCUCUUAGACCUGGCCGGGUGUUCUAAUUAGGGCACUUGCUACAGCAAGCAUGGUACUGUACUGGCCCACAGGACACCCCCUGCUUCAUUUGGCUUACGUUUUCACAGAUAGUUUAAAAAGUGGUGCUUUUUUACGUAUUUCCCUUUAAUCAAUAUCUGUGUUUAAGUAACAAACAUGACACUUGUGCUCCUCCAAAUUGGAUAACACCUACCCAAUCCACAGUGCAAAGUGUCCUGUAUACCUGUAAUUUAAACAUAUUAAUUAUUAUAAUGUCAUAAUGUUCCAAACACAAACUUUCAUGUCUACGCAGAUGAUACAGUUAUUUACUGCUCUGCUCCAACACAGCAUCAGGCUCUCUGUCACCUACGGGAAGCUUUCAACACUGUGCAGGACACCUUUCAUGAGUUAAAAUUGUUAUUGAAUCCUGAUAAAACAAAACCCAUGGUGUUUACAAAUUCAAAGACAAAGCCAUCAAACCUGCCUUCUAUUACCACAUCUCAGGGUGAUGUGAUUGAGCCUGUAUCAUCUUAUAAAUACCUGGGAUUCAUAAUUGAUGAGUCACUAUCCUUUAAGCUUCACAUUCAACAGCUUGUUAAGAAGUUGAAGGUGAGGUUGGGUUUCUAUUUCAGAAACGAGUCAUGUUUUUCUUUUGCCGCAAAGAAUAACCUUGUUGAUGCUAUCUUCAUGCCUUUGAUUGAUUAUGGUGAUGUUUUAUAUAUGCAUGCAUCCACUCAUUGCCUUCACGCUCUGGACACCGUUUUUCAUGGAGCUCUGAGGUUCAUUACAGGUUUUAAAUUUCUAACCCAUCACUGCUGCCUGUAUGCUCGAGUUGGCUGGACUGCAUUGUCUACCUGUAGACUACAUCACUGGCAUGUCCUUGUUUAUAAGGCACUUCUUAACUUGCUUCUCUCAUAUUUGGGUUUGAGUCAUAGACUGUAUAAAAUAUGGACAUAGGAUUCGUGACGUCACCCAUCUGUUUCUGAAGUGCCGUUUUGAGGCCAAUCGCCGAUGGUAGCCAUAUUGCUGCUGUCGAGUGAUUGUGGCGUAAAGAGGCGGGCUUUGAGCCUCCUAGCCAACAGCUACAGUGUUCCUGCAGUCAGCUGUGCCUCUAAUUGGAGGACUCGUAAUCUCAAUAUCCUCGAAAUUGCUGCUUUAGAAAAAAAUUCACCCCCCAUACAGUGUGUGCCGAACGAGAAAUUAGCUAUCCAGACUACACUCGUCUUUUGUACCAGGCUGUAAACAUGUUUAUUUCUGCUGUAAAGAUUGUCUUUUUUGAAAUGGUGUGUAUGUGGUUUCCAGUACUUCCGGAGCCAGCCUCAAGCGGAUCCUCGAUGAACUGCAGUUUUUAACACUUCCGCAUUGGACUUAUAUUUUUAGACCGGAGGUUGCUGCUUGGUUUAAGUGAGCUUGUCUCUUCAAAUAUUUUUAAAUGCAGACUGAAGGCUCUUGAGGAAGAUGCUUCAGUUUGUAGAUGCUUGACUGAUGCCUUGUUUUCUGAAACCCAUGUUUGUCUGUAACAUUUCUGGAAUGUGCUGCUGCUGAUCUUGGCCAGGACACAAUUGAAAAAGAGAUUUUUAAUCUCCAUAUGGUUUUCUCCUGGUUAAAUAAAAAAGAUUUUAAAAAAGUAUAGCCUUUAUUUGGUUCGACGAAUGCCACUGAGUUCAAGAUCUCUCUUGCAAAGUGGACAAUACAGCACAGUGAUUGAAGUGGAUGCUUGUUUUCCUGAGAGGUCAGCUGGAGCACACCAAUUCUGUGACAGCGAGAUCUGCGGCCAACAAGAGAGUUAAUUUCAUGCUCAUGCCCCGCCCACUUAGCUGCGGCAGCCAAUGAGAGGAGCGGAAGGGUUUUUAAAUCCAUCACGCUCUCCACUGUUCAGUUGAGUGGUCUCAUGUUUGUCUUUGCAGAACCUGUAAACGAAGCAAAACGAGGAAUUUAAUACACUCCUCGUCCACCUUGGAUGUUAUUCUGGGAACUGACAUGGCAAAAGGAAAGAAACAUGUUAUGAGAAACGACAAACAGCCUGGGGACGGUUCUGAAAAUAAAGUCAGCCUGCUGAAGGAGACAAAAGAAAACAAACCAGCAACUAACAAGGAUUGUGUAGGUCCAUUUCAGUCAGUUUCCCAGAAUUCAAGGAGUCAGGGAAAACCCAGAUCCCCACUGAGCGACAGUUCAAGCAUGCUGAUCCAGGAGGGAAAUGAAUCUGAUGCAACUACUGACAUGUCAAAACUGAAAAAAGACAUCCCUCAAGAAACAAAAUCUGAGAGUUGUACGCUCAAAGAGCAAAAGCCGGAAACAGCUUUGCACUGUCAUGGAAUCAGAGAACCAGUCACUGAUCAGCUGGAGCAAAAAAAGCCCACUGUUCAAAUUAAUGCCAGAUCUGCAGCAGAUGUCAAAGUUUCAGCAUCCAAACCUCGGAGCAGAGCAGGUCGCAAACCCGGAGCAAAAAAGACAGAGAAUAAAGCUCCCCAAAACAGAAAGGUCACAGACUACUUUCCCAUCAGAAGAAGUAACAGAAAGACGAAGGCAGAGUUAAAGGAUGAAGAACACAGACACAUUGAUGACCUGAUAAAGAAAGGCAUUGAGGAAGGAAUGCAGGUCAAAAACAUAGAAGGAAAAGGGAGAGGCAUAUUUGCUAUCGAUGGCUUCAAGAAAGGAGAGUUUGUGGUGGAGUAUCAUGGAGACCUGCUGGAACUAGAAGAGGCUAAAAUAAGAGAGGGGCAGUACGCUCAGGAUCCCCAAACAGGCUGUUACAUGUACUACUUCCAGUACCAAACUAAAACCUACUGUGUGGACGCUACAAAGGAAACAAGUCGUCUUGGAAGACUGAUCAACCACAGUAAAACUGGAAACCUUCAGACUAGGCUUCACCCCAUCGAUGGGACCCCUCAUCUGAUCUUGGUGGCCUCCAGGGACAUUGAAGCAGAGGAGGAGCUGCUGUAUGACUACGGUGAUCGGAGCAAAUCUUCAAUCUUGGCUCACCCUUGGCUUAAAUACUGAAUUUUCACCUCGAGUGCUCAUACAUCAGAUGAAUUGGUGAUUUCUGCUUUGUGUAAAAGACACUAUAGAUGAGGAGCCCUUGAUGUGCUUUUUUAUUAAAAGAAAUGUUUUUGUUUAAAACAAAGCUAAAACUUCAGCUCCAAGAAAAGUGUAUUUCUACAAAGGUUGAUUUUAUUGUGCUUUUAUAUAUCUUUUUUUAUGAUGGAAUUGUAGCAACUGAUGCAAGCUUGAACAGUAUUUCUGAUUGAUAAGUUGUGUGAUGAAUAUAGUUCACAAUUCACUUUCACUAUUUGUAAAUUAUUCAAUGUGCUAUAAAUUGAGGAAUAAACCAUGCUGAGUUUUCUCUCCA